Molecule: messenger RNA, 1059 nt
Organism: Mycotypha africana
Lineage: Eukaryota; Fungi; Mucoromycota; Mucoromycetes; Mucorales; Mycotyphaceae
Exons: 5
Coding region: 332-922 (196 amino acids)
Source: RefSeq, a predicted model, not a curated record
ACGCUUCCCUCUCUGAUUUUUAGUGUAUAAUAAAAGGACUCAAGGAGACUCAUUUCACCUUACAGUUUAUAUCAAAUUAUAAGUCGUGUUCACUAAGCAUAAAACAACCACAAAUAUCACAGUUUUAUCGAGGACCACAGUAAAUUCAAGACCAUUUUCGUACCAUGCAUAUAUUGAUCAACCUAAACCGAUACAAGAGAAACCUGAAACAACAGGAAGACGUUUGACAAUUUCUUGCUUAUUAUUGCCAUUAUCGGAUUCACAGCUUUUAAAAUUACUGAAUACAGCUUUUCUGCCUUACGAUCCGCAUAAUCCAGCACUGUAUAAAAGAAUGUCUAUUAGUUCACAUGAUAUCUUCAAUGCCCUGGCCGGAUACAUUCCAGCAAGCCGAUUCAAAAAUUCAAUGUCGUUUGCUCAGUGGUGCUCGCGAAAAAAGGCACUCUUUCUAGAAAGAAAUCCAGGAUAUGAAAGCGGAGAAAUACCUUAUUUUAGGAGUUCAGAACGUGACAGAAGCGAUGAUUUCGCGUCUCAAAGAGCGAUCACUUGUGACGAGCGUGUUUGUGUCGUGUUCCUCCGAAUCUCAAGCUUAAUUCAGCAACGAGACUUACCGCGUCCAGCAUUAGUUGAUAGACUAGAUUGUGCUGGACCUACACAAGAUAAGAGUGUGAACUACAAGAUUAAUUAUACAGAAUCUUCUAAUACUGCUAAAAAAUACAGGAAAAAGUCUGCCUUGUUUGUGUUGACUUUACUGGCCUUUCAACCAGUUCAGAUGACUUGCUCGAAUUUAUUCGGCCGAAAAUCGGUUGAAAGAUGGGCUGAAAAAGGGCUGAGAAUCGGUUCAGGAUCAGUUGUCGUGAAUAUGGCAUAUGAUUCAGGUUUUGAUGUAGAAUUGUCUGGAACGUCUAGCGUUGACCCUAGUUAAGGCAACAGAAACCUUAGUACUUAGAAUAGUGAUGUAGGAAAAGUACUUAAGGACAAUAAAUACUCUUCAAUAAAGCCUCAUCUAUUUUUUAGGUCGUUCUAAAUUCUGUUUCCGCCCUCUAAUUUCAUGGUGGAGUG